GCAAAUUCUCUCCCAAAUCCAAUAAUGUAAUUUAUAGCUGUCCGUCCCUCACCCUCAUGAGCAAGAGAAAGUAAAUGAUACCUAUAGGCUAUAAAUGCUUCUGUAGGCUGCAGUCAGUCGCUGUUCAGACACGACACUGUUAACGACAGCAGAACCUCCUAAACUCUACUCAUAAACUUUAUCUAAAUCGUACUGUAUCACAAGAAAUAUUCUUCCAGCUCCAAGAAAAUCUGCAGACACUCUGCAAGAGUCUUACAGGCAUCAUGACCCUCCUUUAUAUUUACAUCUUAUGGGUCGCUGCCUGUGUGGACUCCAUCAGUGCAGAUCCUCUCAUUACUCUAUCAGCUCAAGUGGGUUCCACAGUCGUCCUGCCAUGUAACCUGAGAAGAACGUUCACUGAAAGCUUAAGUGUUCAGUGGAGCACCAAUUAUAAGACAGUGUUUAAGCGAGGCUUUUAUAGUAUGAUAGUGGGUUCAGGAUAUGAAGAUCGUGUGGAGAUUCCUGAAGACGAGCUAGAAAAAAAAAAAAACUGUUCCCUGGUGUUGACGAACGUCAGAGUCACUGAUGGCGGUCUCUACGUCAGCACUGUGGUUGAACCCAUAAACAUUCGUCACUUUUACAGAGAGCGAGAAAUCACCAAGGUUGAACUCUCAGUUUAUGCCUUUUGGAACAUAUCAGCUGAAGUGGGUUCCACAGUUGUCCUGCCAUGUGAAUGGAGAAAUCUGACCAACUAUGCACCUCAUGUUGAGUGGUAUAUCGAUUCUGAGAUUGUGUUUGAGCGAAAUGUUAAAGAGUCAUUUCAGGGUGAGGGAUAUAAGGAUCGUGUGGACGUUCCUGAGGACGAGCUGCUUAAAGGAAACUGUUCCCUGGUGUUGAAGAACUUCAGUGCUACUGAUGCUGCUGUCUACAGAAGCUCCCUGGUAGUGAAACACUCAAAGAAACCUGUCUUGGUCCAGACAGUUAAACUCUCAGUCUACGGUGAAGCUGGAAUAAAUUGCCCUCGCCCGCUGAUCCUCAUCAUUUCCCUCCUCAUGUGUUUAGUCUUGUCACUACUGAUGGGUCGUUCAUGAACGAUUUAUUCAUUUUGAACAAAUCUUUUUUGUUGUGACUGAGAGAGUGAUUCAUUUAUCCUUUCAUUCAUUGGAAACCUGAAAACCUCAUAGGCUCUGUACAGGAAACAGAAAUGAUUAGUUCACCUCCUGAGUCCCUACUCUGGUCCAAGUCCUUUGUUCACUUAUCAUAUGAUGUGACAGUCAGAUAUAUUCUGUAUUGGAUGCAUUAGUUCAUAAUUCCCAUCCUUCCUUACAAACAAGCAGGUAGUUAGGUUUUAUUUUUACUCUACAGUUACAUGACACAUUUCUGGUCUCAAAUUUUAGCUUUUUUAUCUCUUAUAUUUUGUGAGUUUCUAUCAUAAUGGUAGGUUUUCCUAACACUGAAUCUGGUAAUAAAGAGUUAGUUAAAGCUUUAAACUUUUCACCCUAUGCGGCUGUCAUGUGACAAAAUUAUGAACAACUCAAACCAGAAGACCCAGUUGAGUUGUGAAUUAAUCAUUUCUGUUUCUCAUAAUUUGUCCUUUCUGCAUUAUCCUUUUUUCCUUAUUCGGAAUAUAAUCAAAGUUUGCGUAAGUAUACAUGUUUGUGGAAUUUGGCUAUUGAAAAUGUAACAUUUUAAUUUAAUUCUACAAAUGAACGAAAUGAGCAAAAUGACUUACAAUAAAGAUUCGUUCAUUUUGCUGAAUGAGAUUCAAAGAUCCAAGUCAGUAAAAUGAUGUGAUCUUCCCAUCACUACUUCUCAUACUCAGGAAACAUCAGCGUGAUCUCUCUCAGAGACUUCUGUGAGCCCAAGAGAUCCAGCUCAUAGAUUUAAUUUAAAAAAAAAAGAAACAAAGAUGGUUUCAGUGUGUUUUGUCUACAUUGUCAACAAGUGUACAACUCUGAGGUACAUGAGAACAUUUCUGAUUGAUGCCCACAUAAAUCUUUAAUGCUGAAAUACCACAAUAUCAGCACAGGAGAAAGUGAGGUCAAAGGGCAAAUCCAAGAGAAGAAUUGAUAAAGCAAGGCAAGGGUCAAGGUACACCAAUCAGACAAACACAUGAAGAAAGGCUUAGAUCUUAUACUCAAGAGCCGAAAUAUCCUUAUACACACUUAAUGUGUAGUUUGCACAUGUACUGUAUAUACUGUGCAAACAGGAAGUGGAAUCAUGAAUCAUGUUCAAUACUCUGGGUGCAGGAGGAGACAUGACCUGAGCUGAUGUUCCAGCUGCUAUUAUUAUUAUUAUUAUUAUUAUUAAAAGUAUAUUACAGAAACAGAACGACUGAGGUGCUAUUACAGCUCAUACAAUGUCAGUCAAAUCCUUAUUAAACCUCAGAACUGCCUGAGAGACACAGUUUGGUGUCUACUACAGUUACAGCUCAGAUCAGUGGUUGGAUUAAAUUUGAUCAUAUCUUUAAUCAUCUGCCAGACAAAUAAAGUGAAAUAUGAAUCAUAUCUGUGCAGUGGAUGAUUUAUUUGUACAUGAGCAUGUGGGUAUGGCAGAUUGCGUGACAGUGUGUUAGACAGAAACCACAAAAAAAAAACCCUGUUGAACUUGACAUCCUGUUCACCCUCCAUGAGAAAGAGAAAGUAAUUCUUCCUGUUGGCUGCUGUCAGUCUUUGUUCAGACACGACACCGUUAACAGUGGUUGACAGCAGAACCUUCUAAACUCUUAUCUCUAUAUCUUAUCCUAACUCUUUAUCUCUUUAACUUUAUCUAAAUCGUACUGUAUCACAAGAAAUAUUCUUCCAUCUCCAAGAAAAUCUGCAGACACUCUGCAAGAGUCUUACAGGCAUCAUGACCCUCCUUUAUAUUUACAUCUUAUGGGUUGCUGCUUGUGUGGACACAAUCUCUACAGAUUCUCACAUUACUGUAUCAGCUGAAGUGGGUUCCACAGUCGUCCUGCCAUGUAACCUGAGUAAUGUGUUCACCGAAACACCACAUAUUCGGUGGCGUACUGAUGAUGGGUUUGUGUUUGAGCGAAGCAGUGAUGGUAGCGAUACAGGUUCAGGAUAUGAAGGACGUGUGGAUGUUCCUGAGGACGAGCUGCGUAAAGGAAACUGUUCUCUGGUGUUGAAGAAUGUCAGUGUUACUGAUCACAGUUUCUACAAAUCCUUUGUGGUAGAACACGUGGACAGAACUGCCACUAACAAAGUGAAAGAAAUCAACAAGGUUAAACUCAAUGUCUUUUGGAACAUAUCAGCUGAAGUGGGUUCCACAGUUGUCCUGCCGUGUGAUUGGAGAAAUCUGCCCAUCCAAACACCUCAUAUUGAGUGGUAUAUUGAUACUGAGAUUGUGUUUGAUCGAAAGGGUAAAGAGUCAUUUCAGGGUGAGGGAUAUGAGGGUCGUGUGGACGUUCCUGAGGAUGAGCUGCUUAAAGGAAACUGUUCUCUGGUGUUGAAGAACGUCAGUGCUACUGAUGCUGCUGUCUACAGAAGCUCCAUGCUAGUGAAACACAAAAGCAGCAAAUUGAUCCAGGAAAUUAAACUCUCAGUCUACGAAAAACCUGAAAAGAGGAAAGAUGAAACAACAGGUGUAGCUGGAAUAAUUUGCCCUCACUUGCUGAUCUUCAUCGUUUCCCUCUUCGUGUAUUUUCUCUUCUCACGUUGAGGAAACAUCAGCGUGAUCUCUCUGAGUACAGAGACUUAUAGAAUAGACUCAUUUAGGAAAUAGAAAAAAGAAAAAAGGAAGCUUUCAGUGUACGUUUUCUACAUUUUCAACAAGCAUACAACCGUGAAGUGCAUGAGAACAUUUCUGUUUGAUGCUCACAUAAAGAUGCAAUGCCAAAACACCAAAAUGUCAGCACGCGAUAAAGACUAUGUAUUACUAAGAGCAUCAUACAAAUCACAGCUCGUCUGCUUUUUCUAUAUUUAUACAUUUGUUGUGCUUUGUAGUGCAGAUGAGAGUAGUGUCUAAAGGUGUUGUUUGAUUUGGUCUCCAAUGAUUCAUAUUUCACUGCCUUUGAGGUGGCAGGUUCUUAACAUUGACCUAAAGACAUUCCUUUAAUUUACUCCUUCAGUGUAAAGUAAUUGGUAAAGUCCAGGAAAUGUGUUCAUUCUUAAGCGUGGAACAGAGCCUGGAUUAUGAAAAGGUAAAAGUGAUCAUACUCUGAGCAUAUGAGUGUUUUAACUUGGGAACCAGGCUGAGGAACAGACCCAGCAUCAUGCAUUUCAGGUUGCUGGAAAACCAAAUCAAUUUAUAUUUACUGUAUUUAUUUGUAUAGCACUUUUAACAAUGGAUAUUGUCACAAAGCAGCUUUACAGAAAUAUAUUCAAAAUAUAUUUUUAUUUUUAUAUUUUUAUUUUAAAAAUUGUUUUUAUUUUUAUAUUAAAAAAUAUAUUUUGUAAUUGCACCAGAUAGUGCAGUUAUAAAUCAUUUCUGUUCUAUAACUGUACAAUAUAAUGUCAAGCAUUGCUAAGUGUGUAAAAGGGAACUUGAGUAUGAGCAUCGUUAGAGUUUUAAGUUUACUGUCUAACUGUUCAGUGAUGGACACUUGAGUGUAAACUGUUCUUAGCAAUUGAUGAAAGAACAUCCACAGCCAUCUUAAUGGUGUCUGUAUGGUAACAUUCACAGUAAUCUCAUGGCGUACUGUAGGCUGUCCAUGUGGAGCCAUCCUCAGCGGCAGCGAAUGAUUUUCAGAUGAAGGAGACGCUAAGCAGAAAUGGGGCAUCAGGAUGGAUCAGGCAGGUCCAGAGGGCAGAAGGAGUUAGGAUCACUGGUAUCUGAGGAGUAACAUGUGUAGUGAGAGACAGGGCGUGAGAGAAAGAGAGAACGCAAGAGAAGAUGGAUGGGGAAGAGAAAUAUAACACAAAUUAUUAGGUAUGUUCUUGUACUGUAAUGGUUAAGAAAAUGUACAUUGUGAAACAUAAGGUGGCCCGCCACUUCACCAUCAACAAACCUGAGUGUACGCCAAAACCAAAACACUCUAUGCUCAUGAACUCUUCAGAUCUGCACCUUUACCUAAGAGACAAGCUUAUUAACAAAGGCUUGACUAAACAAAUAUGUUUUCAGCUGUGAUAUGCAAGACCACGAGGAGGCUGAACACAAGCACCCAGAGGCAGGGAUGUGGGGGAACGUGCUCUUUACUGUUGAAUUUGGUGAAGGUGAUAGGUGAAAGUGGAAAUGAGGGAGUGGGGAUUGGAGGCUGGAGUGUGGCGUCAUCCCGGGGUUGUUCUGGGAGGUGGCCUUCUGAAGUGGAACUGUGACUAGGAUGUACACAUGAUGCGGAGUGGCAGGGUCUGGCUCGGUCAGCAUGGACACAUCCUGUGGCGUCCUGUAGGCGGAGCGGCCAUGGUUGGGUCUCCCCUCCCCUUGGGUGUGCAGAUCCUGAUGCCUGAUCGAGGAAGGUCGAGGGAACUCAAGUCGGUCGUCCCUGCCGAUUUCCAGCAUGGCCACCGCUUACUCCAGAGUCUCCAGCAUCUCUCCAGCAUGCCCACCGCCUUCCUCUCUUCGCAUGGCAGAGCCCUGAGGAAAUGGUCCGUGACCACCCAUUCGACGACCUCAGAGGCCAACAGAUGCUCCAGCUGGAGCCACUGCUUGGCGAUACGUAGCAGUCGAUCCAUCUGGCUGUGAGGGGUGGACUUUGGGUCAUAGCUCCAUCGGAGGAGCUCUGCCACCCCGUCUUCCUGAUGUAAGGGCUAUUCUUUUUGACAACUCAUUUCCUUAUCCUGUGAUUUUUUCUCCCAUUCCAUAAACUGCUUCAUGCCAGUCUAUUUGCUGAUGCCUGUAAUAACUCACGAGCAUCUUUGCAAAUGGACCCUAAUGAAUUAUUUACUCAUUUCAAUUCUAUAUGCUUUAGGAUUUAAACUCUGUAGCACCUAUACUAUAUGGCCAUAACUUUGUGUACCCCUGACCAUCAUACCCAUAUGUGUUUGUUGAACAUCCCAUUCCAGAUUUAUUUCCCCUUUACUGUUACAAUAAGCUCCACUCUUCUGGGAAGGCUUCUCACUAGAUGUUGGAGCGUGGCUGUGGGGAUUUGUGUUCAUUCAGCUACAAGAGCAUUAGUGAGGUCAGGUGCUGAUGUUGGGACGUCGAGGAGGUCUGGGGUGCAGUCAGUGUUCCAGUUCAUCCCAAAGGUGUUCAGUGGGGUUGAGGUCAGGGCUCUGUGCAGGACACUCGAGUUCUUCCACUCCAACCUUCACACACCAUGUCUUCAUGGAGCUCGCUUUGUGCACAGGGGCAUUGUCAUGCUGGAACAGGUUUGGGCCUCUUAGUUCCAGUGAAGGGAAAUUUAAUGCUACAGCAUACAAAAACGUUCUAGACAAUUGUGUGCUUCCAAAUUUGUGGCAGCAGUUUUGGAAGAAGCACAUAUGAGCAGGAUGGUCAGUUGUCCACAUAUGUUUGGCCUAAAGUGCAUUAAAUAUAAGAAGCCCAAGAAUGCCUACAAGUCAACCCUGGCUUAAUGCGACUUCUGAUGGUCUUAGGCAGUUGUGCAGCCACUGGGAGCGCAGGUGGAAAAAAGCCUGACGGUUACAUUUCAUGCCAUGCUCCCUACAUGAUCUGUCUGAUAUUAUCUCUCAUAAGAAGCCCAGCACCUGUCCCCUUGAUGUUGUUCUGCUUGCCUUCACAAAUAGCUAUGGGAUACUUUCAGUUCAAGCAUAACAAACAUCAGUAACACCUGGGAAAGCACCCACUUGCUUUAAACACUUGCUUUCUAAAUUGCCAUAUCUUUAUACCUGAGGGCUGUGGAGAUGGCUUGGGGAUCACAUAUGGGGAGCUGUACUGUAAUGGCUUGGGACUGCGAUUGCUGUAGUGGCUUUGGGGCUGUAGUUGCCACGAGCAGCUUCAUACUCAGGACUCCAUCAGUGGACAGUGGAUAGAUUUUAACCAGCCGGACUUCUUGCGAAAACUGUGAAUUUGUUGGUUGCACAAUUGCACUAUUUGUCCUUAUAGUACACAAUAAUAGAAGGGAUUUAUUUAUAAUCACAUAAAACCAUUUAUUUCUGUAAAGCUGCUUUGUGACAAUGUCCAUUGUUAAAAGCGCUAUACAAGUAAAAUUGAAUUGAAUUGAAUUGAAUUUAUCUUUAGAAAAAGUUGUUUUCAGUCAACUCACUGCCUAUCUCAAAAAACAAACAUCCAGAAAAAUUCCAAUUAGGUUUUAUGGCUCUUCAUAGUGAAAUAGUGAAUCUGAGAGUGACAAAAGAUUUUUAAAAAUCUAAAGAUUACUUUAGGUCCAUCUGCCCCUACAUUUAAAUCCAGGAUAAAGACACAUCUCUUCCCCUGUCCUGUCACAUUAAUACCCUGGUGAAGAAGGCCCAUCAGCAUCUUUAAGACCUUAGAAGCUUAAGGGACUUAAACUGCCCUCUAAGGUGCUAAGGAACUUUUACACCUGCACCAAUAGAGAAUCCUGAUGGGACAGAUCACAACCUGGUUUAGGAACAGCACCAAGCAGGAUAGAAAGGCUCUUCAAAGGGUGGUGCAAUCAGCUAAGAGCACCAUCCGCACUGAGCUCUCUGACCUUCAGUCUAUCAACAGAAAGCGGUGCUGAACCAAAACCAGGAAGAUAGUGAAGGACUUCAGCCAUCCGAACAAUGGAAUCUUCUCUCUGUUGCAGUCAGGGAAGCAUGUUCGCUCCCUGAAGGCCAACACAGAGAGAAUGAGGAGAAGCUUCUUCCCACAGGCCAUUCGGGCCCUCAACCAGGAUAACACAUAGGGACUAGAGCUUGGACUUUGUGACACUUUCCUGGGUUGAGCCAGAAAUGAGGAGAUGGGAGGCAGGCUUGGGACAGCUCAAAUGGCUCUUUAUGUUCCUCUUCACUUUUCAGUGAUUUUAUUUUGCUACACAGGCGCGCACACACACACACACACACACACACACACACACACACACACACACACACACACACACACACACACACACUCGGCUCUGUGCUGCUCAGCUCUUUCUCUCUCUCCUAACUCUCAUCUCUCCCAACUUUAUUCUUGCUGCCGCUCACUGAAACACAGAACACAUGUUAGAGCAAUCCCGCACAGGUGUAGAUCCUUACUACUCACUUUUCCCGGCUCCACCCUUCAUUCACAAACCAGCACUUGACCACACCCCCUCCUCCACAGACUCAUUUUCACAACACCCUCUACCUCAGCCUCAUGUUGCGCAGCAUAUAUUGCACAAACAACUGCAUAUAUCUGCACUUUAUUCAAAAUACAGUCGUACCAAUCUUUGUAUCCCCUAUAUUAUAUUCUUAUAUUUAAUAUAUACAUUUUUAAGAUUUUUAAAAAUAUUUUUUUAUAUUUUUACUUUCCUACCUGUAUAGAAGUAAAUUCUGGUUUAUGUAAAUUCUACUUUUGUCACGGACAGUCAAAAAAAGCAUUUCACUGCACAUCGUACUGUGCAUGGUUGUGUAUGUGACCAAUAAAAUUUGAAUUUGAUUUGAAUUUAAAAACUGAAAUGCCAUGGCGGAGGCCUAACUGUUUCUUUGUAAUAAACAUAACCUGGUAGACAUUGGUGAAGUAGAGGGACAGACAUAGCUCCUCUAUGUACUCCUCAGCCUGACUCUCCUCUCUACACAGUGAGUAAAUGUGAUUUCAAAUGUGCAAAUGUGAAUAUAAAAGUGGGGUAGUAUCUUCUAGUACCUACUACCUUCUAGUACCUCUUCUAGCAACAUCCUCCACUAGUAAGGGUUUCUGUGUGUAACUGAAGCUCUGAAGGAAGUUUGUAGUGGAACCAGACUCUAAGAGAGCUGGAAUGGAUAGAGUCAGGUCACAGUGUUUAAUGCGUACCGACACAAGGAUUUGUUGUGCUCAUAUAGAAGAGGAGGGGAAGCUUACCCUAAGCUGACUGUGAUUGUCUUUGGAAGGUGAAGAAUGACAAGAGCGUUUCUCCAGGCCAUGGCCAGACUCUACACAAUAACCACACAAUCCCAGUCUCCUUCUCCUCCUUCUUUUAUCUAGCAGGUUAAAUGAGGUGCCAAGCUGAAUAGGUGCCUCCUCAGAUUUGAAAAUGAGUGUUCUCUUCUGGUCUUUUUUUUUCUCCUAAAAAAAACUUUUAAAUCAUUCAUUCCUCAAUCUAAAAGAAAUAAUUCAUGGCUCUGAAUGUAUUUCAAUGACUUUC
Pangasianodon hypophthalmus (striped catfish) is the source of this 9082-nucleotide messenger RNA. RefSeq lists its product as uncharacterized. Gene Ontology annotation, cellular component: external side of plasma membrane. NCBI's taxonomy places the organism in Eukaryota, Metazoa, Chordata, Actinopteri, Siluriformes, Pangasiidae. The coding region runs from base 2830 to 3642 and encodes 270 amino acids. Gene Ontology annotation, biological process: T cell costimulation; cellular response to lipopolysaccharide; immune response. The record is from RefSeq and is a predicted model, not a curated record. The transcript is spliced from 10 exons.